Messenger RNA from Rhopalosiphum maidis (corn leaf aphid), 1189 nucleotides. RefSeq lists its product as uncharacterized. Lineage: Eukaryota; Metazoa; Arthropoda; Insecta; Hemiptera; Aphididae. The record is from RefSeq and is a predicted model, not a curated record. Bases 265 to 945 code for a protein of 226 amino acids. The transcript is spliced from 2 exons.
AUUGUUUUUUAGAAUUUUGGAUAACGGCUUUAUAGCUCAUGUCUUUCAACUAGAAUACUGUCAUACAGACUAUAGACAACAGACCAUUUGUGACCACAGUAACAUACCAUUUGCUUACGCCUUUACGGUUGGGUAAAACUAUACGUUUUACUUUUAUAUUCACAGUCAACUAUUUAGUUAAGACUCAAGACAAGAGUGGACUUUACUUCAAAAUAUCCAUUGAGUAGAAAUUGAUUUAUUUUAUAGUAAACAAUCAUAAAAAUUAUGGUUCGAACUUCAAAAGAUACAUCAAUGGCUCGCAAGAAAAAAUCAGUUUGUCUUAGCAAAUUUUCCAUUGGAGAUGCAGAAAAUUUUGAGCCCCCACAACAAUCAUCUACCCCAUCUAAACUUUAUAAAAAUAAUUCAAAAAGGAUUUUAAAAGAUAAUAAUAGCUUAAAUAUUAGUGUAAUAAAUAAAGAGGACAAAAAUAAAACAAUAAAUAAAGAAUUUGAUUGUCAGCAGUUCAAACCUAUACUUCCUGUUAUAGAAGAAAAUAUAAAUUAUGGUCGAGUUCCAGAAUUAUUUCACAGUGAUCCAGAAGAUGAACCUACUGUGACUGAAAAUUUAACUGUCACUACUACAAAUGAUUCUGAUGAUAAAUGGACCACUUUUUCUGAUAUUUCUGAAGAUAGAAGCUGUACUAAUGUUACAGAUUUAUUAGCUGAAAUUGAAGCUGAUAUAGAUGUCAGAUUUAAAAAACCACCAAGACGAUCAUAUCCCGGAAAAAAAAGAAACAAUAAAAGUUUAUAUGAAGAUAAAGAAGAAGAGGAAGAAGCAGAUAUAAAAAUAACAAAAAAAUAUAGAAAACAUAAACAAAAGAAAAAAGAUCCUCAAGAAGAAGCAUUUGUUCAAUCAAUGAACGAACAUUUUACAGAUAUCGAAUCAUUUAGUUUAGCGGUAGAAUAGUUUUAAAUUAUACAUGUAUAUUUUCAAUUUUUAAGAAGGCAAAAUUUAAAAAAUGAAAUAAAAUGAUUGUAAUUGAAAAAGAAACAAAGGUGUUUUCAUAAAAAAAAAAAAACAAAGAAUUGUGUAUAUAGCAUAAUGAAAAUAUGAACUGAAUUUAUAGAUUUUCCAAAAUUUGAGGAAAUUUGUUAUUGUACAUUAUUAUUAUAUAUAUUAUUAAAUGUUUAAUGUUGUAUAAGUGUUUUUC